CACGGAAAAACCAACAAAAUAAACAAGUUAAAGUCGGCAUCGAAUUGUGAUUCAUUAAGAUACUUACAUACCAUAACUGAGUAAAAUACACAAGAGCUUCCGAAAUGGGUGAUGCAGACAGAGAGCUUAAUAGCAAUAGCGAACCGGUAAGGCCACUGGUUGGCCUGCAGGUGAUUGCGCCCGAGGAUAUGGCGUCCAUCGAAGAGACAAUCACAAUUGAUCCAGAGUGCUUCGAACUAGAUCUGAAUCAUCGCCGCAUUGAAAAGCUGGAAAACUUUGAGCCCCUCACGCAGAUAGAGCGACUGUUCCUGCGCUGGAAUCUCAUCAAGAAAAUCGAGAACCUGUCGAUGCUGAAGACCCUCGUGGAGCUGGAACUCUAUGACAAUCAGAUAACCAAAGUGGAGAAUCUCGAAGAGCUGACCAACCUGGAGAUGCUGGACCUCAGCUUCAAUCGGCUGACCAAAAUAGAGAAUCUGGACAAUCUGGUCAAGCUGGAGAAACUUUACUUUGUGGCAAAUCGGAUAAGCGUCAUCGAGAACCUGGGCAUGCUGACCAGCCUCACCAUGCUGGAGCUGGGCGACAACAAGCUCAAGAAAAUUGAGAAUAUCGACACACUGGUCAAUCUGCGACAGUUGUUCCUGGGCAAAAAUAAAAUCGCUAAAAUCGAGAACCUGGACAAGCUGGUCAAUCUGGAGAUCCUCAGCCUGCAGGCCAAUCGCAUCGUAAAGAUCGAGAACUUGGAGAAGCUGACCAACUUGAAGGAGCUAUACAUAUCCGAAAACGGCAUUGAAGUAAUCGAGAAUCUGGCAGAAAACAAAAAUCUGGACACAUUAGAUUUGGCCAAGAACCGAUUGAAGGCCAUUGGUAACCUGGAGACCUUGGAGAAUCUGGAAGAGCUCUGGUUAAAUCACAAUGCCAUUGAUGAUUGGAACAAUAUCGAGCUGCUCAAGGCAAACAAGGCCCUGCAGACGAUCUACUUGGAGAGCAACCCCCUGGCCAAAGAUAUUCGCUAUCGAUCCAAGUUGCGCGACAUUUUGCCCCAACUGCAGAAGAUCGAUGCCACCAUGUGCGUGCUUCCGGGCCAAUAGGUUUUGAUCCCUGUACACGUAAUGCACAUAUUAUAUUUAUACAAACUCAAACUCAUCCAGUGGCUAGCCCCAAACAUGUGUUGCAUAUAUCAAUUAACUAUGAAACCUGGCGUUUAAAAAUAUAAAAAACUAAAUUACA
Messenger RNA from Drosophila subobscura, 1227 nucleotides. RefSeq names its product protein phosphatase 1 regulatory subunit 7 (gene sds22). The transcript has a single exon. The record is from RefSeq and is a predicted model, not a curated record. NCBI's taxonomy places the organism in Eukaryota, Metazoa, Arthropoda, Insecta, Diptera, Drosophilidae. The coding region runs from base 105 to 1088 and encodes 327 amino acids. Gene Ontology annotation, molecular function: protein binding.